AUGGACACCCCAGGCGGGCAAGGCCUGCACCACAAAGACUCCCAAGCGACGCUCAUCUCCCUCCUCCAGCUCGACCCGUCGCCCAUAGACUCGCCAUCACUCUCUGCCGCCGACAAGGAGACGGGCCUCGCCGCCGGCCCAGACACCACAUCACAAGGGAGCAAUGGCUCAAUAAGAUACUCGUCCUACGCAAUGGGCGUCUUCACGGCCCUCCACCUCACCAACGUGUCCCUGAUACCCGCCGUGACGCGGUCCGUCGCCGGCUCCGAAACGUACCUCCUCAUGGCGCGCGAGAUCUACCAGACGUCCGUGGCCGAGCCUGUGCUCGUGGCGCUCCCCGUCGUGCUGCACGUCGGUUCCGGCCUGGCCCUGCGUCUGCUGCGGCGAUGGCAGAAUAUGGAGCGCUACGGGGGCGGCACGCCGGGCAUGUACGCGCUGCACAGGAUGCGGGAAGCGCUGUCGGGGAAGAGUGUCGGCAGCGCAGUGCGCCUGUGGCCGCCGUUGACGUAUAUAUCCAUGUCCGGAUAUGCACUGACAUUAUUCUACGGGGCACACGUCUUCGUGAACAGAAUACUACCGCUCGCUGUCGAGGGGGACAGUUCGAAUAUUGGGCUGGCAUAUGUUGCGCACGGCUUUGCCAGACACCCGACUACGUCGAGACUUGCGUACCUGGGGCUUUUGGCCACGGCUAGCGGGCACAUGGUUUGGGGGUUGGCACGGUGGUUCGGCAUGGCGCCGUCGACAGAGGGCUGGAGAGGCAAGGGCAGCGUGGCCGUGGACAGGAAGACGAGGACACAACGGAGGAGGAAGUGGUUGAGUGUUCACGGAGUUGCUGCUGGGCUGGCGGCGUUGUGGGCGAUCGGGGGGUUAGGAGUUGUGGCAAGGGGAGGAUUGGCGGAUGGCUGGGUGGGAAAGAUGUAUGAUGAGCUGUUUGGGAGCGUGGGCAUGUGA
Messenger RNA from Metarhizium acridum CQMa 102, 951 nucleotides. NCBI's taxonomy places the organism in Eukaryota, Fungi, Ascomycota, Sordariomycetes, Hypocreales, Clavicipitaceae. The record is from RefSeq and is a predicted model, not a curated record.